This is a messenger RNA of Colletotrichum spaethianum, 1527 nucleotides long. RefSeq names its product lactose permease. Lineage: Eukaryota; Fungi; Ascomycota; Sordariomycetes; Glomerellales; Glomerellaceae. The record is from RefSeq and is a predicted model, not a curated record. Gene Ontology annotation, biological process: transmembrane transport; carbohydrate transport. Gene Ontology annotation, molecular function: carbohydrate:proton symporter activity. The transcript has 9 exons. The coding region runs from base 1 to 1527 and encodes 508 amino acids. Gene Ontology annotation, cellular component: membrane.
AUGACCGAGCCUACAAAUCAAACCUACACACUCGAUGACGAGAAGCGAGACCUCGCCAGCAGCGAUGCCGUAGAAGACGUGUCUCCCACCGUGAUAGCGGCUGUUGCUGCCCAUGAAAUUGCUAACGAGGUCGAGGGCGGCAAAUACUCGCCCUGGACCAAGUCUAUGUUCCACCUAUACGGAGUGCUCUUUGUUGCGUACUGCUGCGGAGCGCUGAACGGCUACGACGGAUCCCUCAUGGGCUCUCUGAAUGGAAUGGAGUCGUAUCAGCGGACAUUCGACAUGUACAAUGUUGGAUCAGUUUGCGCCAUCGCUUUCACUGGACCCGUCAAUGACCUUCUCGGUCGCCGUUGGGGAAUGUUCACCGGUGCAGUCUUGAUCAUUACAAUAGGGCUACAAGCAACGCUGUUCCGCAGUUUCUUGGAGGCCGAUUUCUUCUUGGUUUCGGUGUCUCCUUCUGCUGUGUUUCCGCGCCCACAUACGCCAGUUGGUGCCUUUAUUGCGGGAUGGGUAGCAUAUGGCGCAUCGUUUAUUCCCGGUGAUGGGGGGUGGAGGGUUCCUGUUUGGUGCCAACUGUUCACUUCCGGAAUUGUUGUCAUCUUUGUGUUCUUCCUACCCGAGAGUCCGCGAUGGCUUGUCGCCAAUGACAGGCACGAGGAGGCAGCUAAGAUCUUGACGGCUCUGCACGGAGAAACAGACCCGAAUCACCCUAUUGUGCAACUGCAGAUGAAAGAGAUGUUGGCCCAAAUAUCCAGUGAGGCCAGCGACAAGACAUGGUGGGAUUACCGAGAAUUGUGGAAUACCCACUCUGCCCGUAGAAGACUAAUUUGUGUUUUGGGUAUGGCUAUCAUGGGACAGGCUUCAGGUAACUCCUUAUCGAGUUACUACCUCGUCACCAUGAUGAACACUGCCGGUAUCACCGACGAGAAGAAGGUCCUGGCCCUCAACGCUGUCAAUAGCAUUCUCGGUCUCCUCGGCAGCGUUAUCGGUGCUCGCCUUACCGAUCGCGUGGGCCGACGACCUCUCCUGAUCUAUAGCAUUCUAUUCUGCUCCAUGACAUUCGCUGUCAUGACCGGAACGUCUAAGAUGGCCGUUGAUGACCCCAGCAAUACCAACGCCGCAAAUACCACGAUCGCCUUCGUCUUCCUCUUUGGUGUCGUCUUCUCUCUGGGUUGGACCGCUCAGCAGAGCAUGUACAUUGCGGAAACCCUCAGUACCUCCACUCGUGCCAAAGGUACUGCCGUCGGUAACUUUGCUUCGUCGGCAAUUUCCCUGGUUCUUGCGUACAGCUCCGGUCCCGCGUUCGAGAAGAUUGGUUACUACUUUUAUUUGGUCUUUGUCUUCUGGGAUAUUCUGGAGGCUAUCUUCAUCUAUUUCUUCUUUCCGGAAACCAAUCACCGUACGCUUGAGGAGUUGGAGGAGGUCUUCUCUGCAGCAAACCCUGUCAAGAAGAGUUUGGAGCCUCGCAACGCGUCAACGGUGUUGGAGACUAUGAAGGUGCCCAACGAGAAGUUUGUGGAUGCAUAG